Messenger RNA from Toxotes jaculatrix (banded archerfish), 684 nucleotides. RefSeq names its product stonustoxin subunit beta-like. The transcript has 4 exons. Bases 1 to 684 code for a protein of 227 amino acids. Gene Ontology annotation, molecular function: protein binding. The record is from RefSeq and is a predicted model, not a curated record. Lineage: Eukaryota; Metazoa; Chordata; Actinopteri; Toxotidae.
AUGCCUACAACAACAAGAAUCAUUUCUGACACCCGGAAGCAGGAAAAAGAGAAGAUCCCUGCCUAUGAGCCAAACAUUCCUGAACCCAAAUGCAGAGCUGAUCUGAUCAAAUACUGGGUGAACCUUUCUCUGGAUGACAAGACAGCCAAUAAGAUGCUGUGGAUCACAGAGGGCGGUACUAAAGUGGCCCGUAUGACUGAUGACCUCACUUGUCCCGUUUUGGACAGACCAGAGAGAUAUGAGUAUGCUCCACAGGUUCUUUGCAAUGAAGGCAUCCUGGGCUACCGAGGCUACUGGGAGGUGCAGUUUUCAGGAUGGGUUGUAGUCGGGGUCGCGUACGAACGAGCGGGAAGGAGAAACAGUGAUGGAUCUUGCGGCCUGGGUGAAAACGAGGAGUCCUGGGGUCUCGGCUGGAGCGGUUCCAGCUAUCACGCCUGGCACAAAGGCCACAAGAUAGAGAUCAUGGAGAUUCCUAAGUGCUCUGUAAUUGGUGUUUACCUUGACCAGCCUGCUGGUGUCCUCAAUUUCUAUGCUGUGGAGGAGGUGAAGGAGGGAGAGGAGGGUGCAGGAGGAAAGGAGGUUAAACUUUUGCAGCAAAUUAGGAGCUCCUUUAAGGAGAAAAUGAUACCGGGUUUCUGGGUGGGGACACAGUCUCACUGUUCAGUUAUAAAGAAAGAGGAAUAG